This is a messenger RNA of Lasiosphaeria miniovina, 1014 nucleotides long. RefSeq names its product Clr5 domain-containing protein. The annotation marks the transcript as partial. The transcript has 2 exons. NCBI's taxonomy places the organism in Eukaryota, Fungi, Ascomycota, Sordariomycetes, Sordariales, Lasiosphaeriaceae. The record is from RefSeq and is a predicted model, not a curated record.
AUGAGCUCGCCACCGCCGCCACAGACACUCCUUAGCGGGGCGAUUACAUUUUUUCCGCCUCUUACCGAAUACAAUCUCGUGUCGGUGGAUAGCCGUUCCCCACUAACGACUCCUACGCACCCUAUCCAUGGAGUCCUCCACGACGCCCAUGAGGUCGGUGACGGCGACGACAGCUCCGCCCACGACCACGACCACAACCGCAAGGGCCAUGAAUCAGACGGCUCUAGUGAGUCCUCGCCCCCGCGGUGUCUGAUCCCCAACAGCUCUGCCGACUGGGAAGCCAGAAAGAGCAUCAUCAAGGAGUACUACAUGGAUCAGAAUCUUAUUCUCAACGACGUCAUCAACAUCAUGCAGGAGCAGCACAGGUUCAAAGCCACUGCGAGAAUGUACAAGGGCCAGUUCGCCAAGUGGAAGUGGACCAAGUACAACAAGUCGGGGAAGCCCGGCGCCACAAAGCCGCCGUGCUCGAGGACAGCACGGAGAAAGGGGGUGAUGGCUCGGUCCGAGAGCCGCGACGUUGAACGCGCCCCCCGGGACUGCCGCCCGCCCAAGCAAUACCUCACCACCCAAGAAUACCUCCCGUGCCAGGAAUACCACUCGUCGACAUCCCCCAGCCUACUUCCGUUGCUGUAUCAAAACGAUGAAGCAUUCCAGCUAGAGGUAGCUUUGAGCGCCUACAGUGCCUACAUCUCUGCAUGGUGCCAGCGGAAGACGCCGUGGAGGACCGAGUCCUACCCUAGCGGGGCCGCAGCCCGGAAGGUCUCGAUUUUGCAGCAGUUCAACAUCGCCUCCAAUCACUUCAACUCUGGUCGGCCCGAAAAGGGGGGAAAUGCCCUGCGGCAGGCCUUUCGAAAGGUCGAAGAUGCCGUGGCAAACGAGCUCGAUGUCGAGGCCAUCUGGGACUGCUGUCUCGCUGUGCCACAGCUCGCUCUAAGCAGAGGCUGGGCGGACAUCUUGGUCAUGUUUACCGAAUACCUCUACGAAAUAGCGAGCGUGAAGAAGCCGGGACACCCC